Molecule: messenger RNA, 3925 nt
Organism: Oryzias latipes (Japanese medaka)
Lineage: Eukaryota; Metazoa; Chordata; Actinopteri; Beloniformes; Adrianichthyidae
Gene: creb5b
Product: cAMP responsive element binding protein 5b
Biological process (GO): regulation of DNA-templated transcription
Molecular function (GO): DNA-binding transcription factor activity; DNA binding
Source: RefSeq, a predicted model, not a curated record
ACGUCACCCAUGGGUGACGUUAUGUUUCUCUAAAUAGAUCGUAUUGUAAUCUUUGCUCAGUCCAACGUGGUUGCUGCUGCGAGGCUGCUUCUCGUUUUCUACGUUUGUUUGUUUUAUGAAACGCUGGCCAGAGUGAUGAACUCAGACCAGGAAAGGCCUUAUGUGUGUAACGCUCCUGGAUGCUCUCAGCGAUUCCCCACAGAGGACCAUCUGAUGAUACAUCGACACAAGCAUGAGAUGACACUUAAGUUCCCUUCUAUAAAGAAUGACAACAUGUUAUCAGACCAGACUCCCACACCAACACGGUUCUUGAAGAACUGCGAGGAGGUCGGACUGUUCAAUGAGCUGGACUGCUCCAUUGAGCAGGAGUUUUGCAAAGCCCAAGAAGAGGAGGACAGCAAACAGAACAUCUCCCUGCACGGCCAAGCAGGCCAAGGCCAGCACCAGCAGUCCCACUCACGGAUGGCCAGUCAUGACACCAGCAUAGUUAUCCAGCAAGCCCUGCCUUCUCCUCAGUCCAGCUCCGUCAUCACUCAGGCUCCCUCCACAAACAGACAGAUAGGACCUGUCCCUGGCUCUCUGUCUUCACUGCUGCACCUACGAAACAGACAGAGACAGCCUCUACCAGCCUCCAUGCCUGGAACUCUGCCAGACCCAACCAUGCCGGGCUCCUCUGCUGUGUUGAUGCCUAUGGAGAGGCAGAUGUCUAUGGGUUCGAAUAUGAUGGGCAUGCAGAGCCCCGCCCACAGCAGCUCCUGCUCCUCCACUCACAUUCCCUCCAUGCACUCAGAAGCCAAACUGAGGCUGAAGGCUGCACUUUCACACCACCACAGUGCCAUCACCAACGGCAACAUGAACUCCAUGGGCCACAUGAUGGAGAUGAUGCCAUCACGGCAGGACCAAAGCGGUCAUCAUCACAUGCACUCCCACCCGCACCAGCACCUGCAAGGCCCUCCCCAUGCCUACCAGCACCACGGACACCACCACCACAAUCAGGGCCACGGCCAGGGCGCACAUCACCAUCCGCAAGCUCACAAUCCCCACCAUAACUCCCACAACCCCCAUCUCCAUCCUGGGCACCCACACCAGACCUCUCCACACCCCGCAAUGCACUCUGCGUCCCAGAUGUCACCUGCAACCCAGCAGAUGCAGCCCACACAGACAUUGCAGAGUCCUCCCCCCAGUGGUGGGCGGCGCAGGCGAGUCGUGGACGAAGAUCCAGAUGAGCGACGGCGGAAGUUCUUGGAGCGAAACAGAGCGGCUGCGACGAGAUGCAGGCAAAAGAGAAAAGUUUGGGUGAUGUCGUUGGAGAAGAAAGCGGAGGAGCUCACUCAGACCAACAUGCAGCUUCAGAAUGAAGUGACAAUGCUGAAGAGUGAGGUGACCCAACUCAAGCAGCUUCUGCUCACACAUAAGGACUGCCCCAUCACAACUAUGCAGAAAGAGUCCCAAGGUUACCUCAGUCCAGAGAGCAGUCCAGCAGGCAGCCCAGCUCCAGCAUGCAAACAGCAGCAGCAGGUCAUCCAGCACAACACCAUAACAACCUCUACAACGACUGUAGGGGGCAGCAGUGUGCACGGGCAGGCCAACCAUCACACAGACAUUAAUCCUAUCCACUAGGAACAAGUCUAAAACCUCAGCUACAGCCCCGAACCCCCACCCACCACAACCUCUGCAUUUUGAGGGUUACCAGCUGCACACGCUGCCCCCACCCCUCAAAGAAAAAAUAAAUAUAAAAACCUCAAAGGCCUGUGAGGCUGUUCUUUAUACAGUAGCUAAAGUAUAUUUUUAUAGACCUAUUAACGCAUAAAUGUUCGAUGCUCUUGCUUUUUUACCUGCUUCUUUUGCGCUCGCUGAAAGGUUAAUUUUGCUCAUAUCAUGCACCGUUUCAAUGGUUUUCUGUAGUGUAACGGUACUAAACUGACCAUAGUGGUUUAAAUUUUUUUUUUUUUUUUAAAAAGGACACAUGAGCAUUAUCUGACUGUCAUUGCUACGAACGAUUGUUUCACUUGGCAGAUGGACUGAAAAGUAAACCAAAUGUUGUCUGUUUCACAUGUGGACAGAGUGCUGAGCAUUUGCUGCACAUUACGUAAAGAAACCGAGUCAUGCGGUCACCAUGAUGUCCAAAAAGACAGAAAUAUGCAAGCAGGUAUAAUAUUUGUUUGUUUUGUUGGAAAUAAAGGGACUGUUAAUAUUCUCUCAUCAGCAUAGUUUUCAUAAGAAUGGGACUUAUGGAGAGCACGGAAUACGACAUGAUAGUGAUGUAGCCAUAUGAUCAAGUCAGAGAAUAAACUACAGUAUCGAUCAUUUUCUCUUGAAUGAUCAUGUAAUAAUCACUGUGAUAGCGGUGAGGCAGCUCAGGACCAGGCAAAGCUUUAGAGUGUGUGUGGCAUCCCUUCUGGUCCACUUUUUAAUGUUUAUUUAACUUUUUAAAAUGAAGACUUCAAAUUAAAUAGCGAUAAUUGUGUGCUUCAGCACCGUUUUGCAUGUGGAUAUUUCGUACAUUUGUGUUUUCCUUCUUUUGUCUGCAGAGCAAAGUUCAGCGGCCGCGCUGUGCGAAAAAGUGACGACUUGUAGCGUUUUCUUUCCCCGUUGAGGGGGGGGGGGGACUGGCAACCUUGAAGGGAACAAUCCUUGGCAUGGUUUCCAAGAUGUCACAACGUGCCUCAAAUCUUUAUUCAAAUAACUGUGGGCUUAUUGCAGGCGGCAACAAUUGCAAUUUCAAGAAUCUCUUGGUUUGUUUGUUCAUUCAUGUCUUAAUGCAUUUACUAUAAGGCCAAAAUUCCUCUGAUUCCCAGAUGAAUACACAUCUGACCUUGAAACCUAAUCUUCUCAUCUUGACCGCAGCUCCUUGUUCUUUCCCAGGAAUGUCAGUUCAUUAGCAUGAAGACCACAGUGCACUGUGUUUUACAGUAAGACGAUGGAGAUCCACUCCACUGACAGGUGGAGUAAUCGCAGCGCUGUCUAUGCACUUUGUCCUCUGUCGUGCCAGAGGGUAGAAUAGCCAUAUUAAGGUCAGAGUAAUUCUCAGUGAUCCCCUGUCUACACACACCAGCAACAGACCUCACUGUGUUUGGCUUUAUGAAGAGACUGUGCCUGGCUUGCAUCACGUUGAAACCAGGAGGGUUACAUUGCAAGGCUCUAGUUAAGGACCAAGCAUCAUUUCAUUUGUGCUCUCGUUGUUGUUUUUCUUCUCAAAGAUGAAGACAGUGAAAGUUUAUAUUUCCAUUCCCUUUUUGAGUGCAUUUGUAUCUUUUAUGUCUUUUUUUUUUCUAAUGUUGGACUUAAAUUCUCAUGAAAAAAAGGGCUUUGUUGCACCAACCUUAAGUACUGAACCUUGCCUUAUAUCUGGCCGUCAAACCACCCUUUGUACAUUAAGUUUCUCCAAAUCCUUUGCAUGUGAAAAUGGAUCAACAAUCUAAAAAGUAUGUUCAACUGGAAUGAAUAAAAACAGAGUAAAAUGUAUUGACAGGGGAUCUUGGUUUGGAGAAAAGAUCUUUGAAAAGUCAGAUGUGCAGCAUGAAUGUGCGUGUGAGAGUAUUCUGUGCGCUGGAGAACAAAACUCUUUCUCCCCACGGAUGUUUUAAAUGUAUAAUUUUAAAUAUUGUACAUAAUAUUGUUCAUUUUCUAUAAUCCUGGAUAUGUAACGCAACCACCUUUCUAUUCAAAGGGCGUAUGAAUGUGUGGUACGUUUGUAAAUAAUGUUCUUUUCGCACUUGUUGCCUUUUGUUGUAUUUCAAGGCUUGCUCCAGCACUUGUUAUAUAAUGAACAUCAAUGCCUGCAUCACUUUGUACAUUUUUUUGUUUGUUUUUUGGCGUGUCGUUUAUUACAUGGUUACAUUUUAUUUGACAUUUGUACAGGCGUCUAAGCAUAUUGUUGCUGUUACAUUAUGAUAUAAAAAAAUAAAGCACUUGUUCUGUAAAA